Leptopilina boulardi is the source of this 2314-nucleotide messenger RNA. RefSeq lists its product as uncharacterized. The record is from RefSeq and is a predicted model, not a curated record. The coding region runs from base 308 to 1651 and encodes 447 amino acids. The transcript has 5 exons. Lineage: Eukaryota; Metazoa; Arthropoda; Insecta; Hymenoptera; Figitidae.
UUUAGAUGAUAUGAUGCACAGACAUAAAUCUUUAGAGUGCAAAUUUCUCUGUUUGACUCUGGGUCACGGUCGUUGGGGCACCACUCGUUGGACGAGUAUUUCCUCGUUCACCCAAGUCUCUCACACGUUCUUCACCGCACAAACGAUACCGUUCCCCACCUGAACUUCCGGUAAUCCUAAGAGAGACAGUAUAAAUAUAGCCAGAAAGGCUUCACAUAUAUAUGACAGUAUCUUCAAGUCUGUCUUGUGGAUCACAAGGAAGUCAGGAAGUUCCUUGACUUUAUGGUGGUGCCAAUCACGAGACAUAAUGGCACCAAAACUCACCCUUAAAUGUCUAAUACUUGCUACAGCGAUAGCAACUGUUUCUGCCACAUUUGGGAAAGAACACGUACAUAUAAGAAUACAUUUAAAAGAACCAGAACACCAUGAAUCAAAAAUAAUUCAAUCUCACGAUGACCAUGGUCAUGGGGGCGGUGGAGGAUAUGGAGGAGGAGGAGGAGGAGGUGGUGGCGGGGGAGGUCACAUAGAAUUUACGAGUCCAGGAGGUGGAGGAGGCUUUGGAGGCGGUGGCCACGAUGAUUUCGGUGGAGGAUUUGGAGGUGGUGAUUUCGGCGGAGGCCACGGUGGAGGUGGGGGCGGUGGUUACGGUGGAGGAGGAGGAGGUGGUGGACACGGAGGAGAUGAUUUCGGAGGUCAUGGUGGAGGAGGUGGUUUCGGAGGAUAUGGGGGUGGAGGAGGAGGAGGUGGACACGGAGGAGAUGAUUUUGGAGGCCACGGUGGAGGCGGUGGCUUCGGAGGACACGGAGGAGGAGGAGGAGAUGAUUUUGGAGGCCACGGUGGAGGCGGUGGUUUCGGAGGAUACGGAGGAGGAGGAGGCGGUGGUGGUGGAGGACACGGAGGAGGAUUCGGAGGUGGACAUAUUAUAAUCAGUGACAUAGGAGGUGGAGGCGGUGGUCACGGAGGUGGACAUGGAGGAGGCGGUGGUUUUGGAGGCGGACACGGAGGAGGUGGUUAUGGAGGCGGUGGAGGACAUGGAGGAGGUGGUUUCGGAGGCGGUGGCGGUCACGGAGGAGGUGGUUAUGGAGGCGGCGGUGGACACGGGGGAGGAGGAGGUCAUGGAGGCGGCGGAGGACACGGAGGAGGUGGUCAUGGAGGCGGCGGAGGUCACGGAGGAGGUGGUUAUGGAGGCGGCGGAGGAGGUGGUGGAUUUGUAGUCAGUUCUAGCUUCGGAAGUAGUGGUUAUGGAGGCGGUGGUCACGGAGGUGGAGGUGGAGGUGACGACCAUUCUUACGCAUCCAGUGGCCUUUCUUCUGGUUUUGGAAGCAGCGGUCACGGAUCUUCGGGACUCGGAAGUUAUUCGGGAGGACAUGGAGGUGGAUCUUCGUUCAGUGGAGGGGAUUCAUAUUCAAGCGGACAUGGAUCGUCAUUUGGAGGCGGAGGUGGAGGCCAUGGGGGUGGAGGUUCUUACUCGGGAGGUCACGGGGGUGGGGGAUCAUUCUCGGGAGGUCACGGAGGCUCAUUUGGAGGCGGUGAUUCCUACUCCAUUGCUCACAGUGGAGGUUCGUCGUUCGGUGGUGGAUACUCUGCACCCUCUGGAGGUGGAGGAGGAGGAGGAGGCGGCGGCCAUGGUGGAUUUGCUGGUUACCCAUAGAGAUUAAUUUAUAAUUUUGUAAAAUUAAAUUUUCUCUCAAAAGAGAAUUUCUUCAAAGACUUUUUUGUAAACAGAAAUUAGAUUUAAAUUCUACUUUCGAGUUUUUGCAAUUUUAGAUGUAAGUUAUUUUUUUUUAGUAAACAUCCCCAUUAAUUUAGUAAAUUAAUUGUUUUCUACUGUUCUAUUUUAACAAUUAUUGUAUGACUCGAUUUUGAUUGUAUUUUUUUUUAAUUUUAGUGCAUUCGCACUAUGAAUUUUUGUUUCUAUAUGAAACAUCUAGGAAGAGGAAUUGUUUAAAUUUGAAAAUAGAAAUUCUUUUUUCUAGAUGUUUUAUUAAUUUAUUAUUAUUUUUUUUAGGAUUGACAAUUUUCAUCUAAUAAUUUAUUAUUGACUUUGCUUGAAUAAGCUAUUGUUACAUGUAAUUUUCGUAGUGCUUGCAUAUUUUGAUGAUUCUUUUUUUUUUUGUUACUGUCGGUUUUUUUUUGUGUUCUUGUUUCUUUUAGAACAAAAUGUGUUGACGAGAAACGCAGUCGUUUCAAAAGAUGUGAUAAACAACAUUGUUGUUUCCGCCAAACUGUUUUUAUUUUUUAUAGAAUACUUUUUCUGUAAAUAUUUCUGCUUUUGCAGCGUUGCUUUUUGUAAUAAAACAUUUACAAUUUCUAA